Nerophis lumbriciformis (worm pipefish) is the source of this 2531-nucleotide messenger RNA. Its product is annotated as bcl-2-like protein 1. The record is from RefSeq and is a predicted model, not a curated record. Gene Ontology annotation, molecular function: BH domain binding. NCBI's taxonomy places the organism in Eukaryota, Metazoa, Chordata, Actinopteri, Syngnathiformes, Syngnathidae. Gene Ontology annotation, cellular component: mitochondrial outer membrane. Gene Ontology annotation, biological process: intrinsic apoptotic signaling pathway in response to DNA damage; extrinsic apoptotic signaling pathway in absence of ligand; release of cytochrome c from mitochondria.
CAACUUCCCUGCUUUUGUCUUUUGUAUUAAAAAACCCAACAGCAUUGGUUGUAAUAUUUAUUUUGUCAUCUGGUUGCUUCCAGGCUCCUGUUGCUGAGUUCAGACUGGGCGAACCACCUUGAAUCUUGACAGCCGAGCCAUUUGUUGAGUCUGAAAGGAUUUCAAGGUUUUUGUGCCGUGACGGACUGAUUUCCCAAUAUGUACCCCAACAGAGAGCUGGUGGAGUUUUAUGUCAAGUACAAACUGGCACAGAGGAAUUACCCGUCGCCUCUGCUGAUGUCUAAAAAGAGGGAGAGCUACAAGGCCCCUGAAGUGGCUGAAAAGAGCGCGUCGGCCCCGGACGAGGCGAGCGGCGACCACCCGCAGACGCCGUCGUGCCCGCAUGGCGACAUGGAGCUGGUGAAGGCAGCACUGCAGUACUCGGUGGACAGGUUUGAGCUGCUCUUUGCUCAAAGGUUCAGUAACCUGGACUCGUACAUCGACAUCAUUUAUGACGCCACCUAUGGAAGCUUUAAGAUGACCAUGGACCAGGUGUUCCAGGAUGGGAUUAACUGGGGCCGCAUAGUUGGCCUCUUUGCCUUUGGGGGCAUCAUUUCUGUGAAAUGUGCAGAGAGAGGCCUGAGUGACUUGGUACCUUACAUUGUGGACUGGAUGACCAACUAUCUGGACGAGCACAUCAGUACUUGGAUACAGAGCCAUGGCGGCUGGGACUACUUCGCCGAGGUUUUCCUGGACAGUUCUGCAGCUGAAGUGGGAAAGCAAUCGGAGAAGAGUUUAAGCUCCUGGAUGCUGGCUGGAGGAACUGUGCUGACAGGAGCGUUGGUCGGCAUGCUGGUGUGGAGGCUCAAGUGAAAGUGAAAGUGAAAGUGUUGAGUGGAUUCAUCUUCAUUUCUACAUAAUACAUAGAAUGACUCAGUCUGUACAUCAAAUAACUUGAUUAACUCUUUUAGUCAGAUAAUCACACUUGAAUUUGGGGUCAUCUUGAUUAAUCACAGGUGAUGACUGGUUAAUAGUUUAUUAACGAUCAUCAAUCUUCACCAAGACGUCACGUGAUUGACAUUGACAACACCCGAGGGUCUUGUGAGUUGACGCUGGCUGCUGCCACAUCAUUAUUAAGAAAAAAAUGACAGACAUGAGGGCGAGAAAGGUUUGCGUACCUUCCGUUUAUUGUAUUUCGAAUUCCCUAAUACGAAUCAAAAAACACAUUUUGGGCCAUUUUUUCUAUUUUCAUUUCUGAAACAAAAUUAUUUGAUGACACUUUUUUAAAACGACAAUAGGAAUCCUGCUGAACAAAGGUGUUAGCGUUAUGUUAAAAACAUGCUAAAGUGAAGGUAAAGCUAAAUACUGCUUCCAGCUCAAUUUGUCAUAACACAGAUAAACACGCAUUUUUGCAUUUUGGAUGAACAUGAAUUGGAUUUUUGUGUUUAUCUGGAAAAAUAAAAAUCCAUAGAAGGAGACGUUUGUGUGUAAGUGUCUGAAAAACAACUGCUUUAAGUCAUAACUUAAAUGUUGACAUUGAGCUAGACUUAUAGUCUCUUCUCAAGGACAGGGCUAUCACUUUUGCAUUUUAAAGUCCCAAUUAGGGCCUCUUUGCUACGAGAUGUAAUCCAAUGCUAUUUGGUUACAGUAGAAGAGAAAGUCAAACACAAAUACAAAUAGACGGAAUAAAAAUUGAAAGAGUAAAUUAAACCAAAUUUCUAGGUAUAAUCUCAUGUAAAAAUAUACAACAUAAAGUAGCAAGAAACACGUCAAUAAUGAAUAAAGCAAAACAUGUUCUAGACCAAAAAUCACUUCAUAUUCUCUACUGCUCACUAGUGUUACAUAUCUGACUUAUUGUGUGGAAAUAUGGGAAACAACUACAAAUGUACACUUCAUUCAUUAACUGUGUUACAAAAAAGAUCAGUUAUAAUAAUACAUCAUGUUGGAUAUAGACAACAUACAAACCAUAAAACCUUAAACCAAAAUGUAUUGAAUCAAAAAUAUUGAAAUUCAAUGAUUUGGUGCAUUUACAAACAUCUAAAAUGAUACACAAAGCAAACUAUAACCUGCUAGCCAAGAAUGUACAACAAUUCUCAACAAAAGAGGAGAAAUAUAAUCUUAGAGAAAAAUGUCAUUUAAAACAUUUGUACACACGUACAACACUUAAGACCUUCACUAUAUCAGUAUGUGGAUUCAAUGAUGAAAUGGAAUAAGUAAAUAAAUCAAACAAUGUACUAAUAUGAUCCACUUCAACAAACUCUUCACACUUUAAGUGUUUACAAAGUACAAAGAAGAAGAAGAACCAUGAUAAACAUUCUCAAUUUAUUUCAUCCAUCAUUCAUUUUCUAGAUAAUCUUACUCAUCUCACCAUAUGAAAUAUAACUUACUUCACCAAUUAUUAUUUAUGUACUUUUAUUGUGAUUACUUAUGGAGUAUAUUGUGAAUACAUUUAGAACAGGAAGUGAACAAAAGUUUUUGCAACUGCUAUGUAAAAGAAAAGGGGGAGGAUUAUAGUAGGAGUAUCAUGUUGUAUGCAUGCAUGUGUAAUGUAU